GCAGCGCGUAGGGCCGUGAGAAGCAGCGGCAGCCCGGCUGCCCCGGCCGGCCCGCGCCAUGGCGAAGGAUGAGUGCAAGGCGCUGCUGGACGCGCUGAGCAAAGUGACGGCCUGCUACCGGCACAUGGUGCUGACCAUCGGCGGCACCUCGGACUCGCAGAACCUGCGCGAGGAGCUCAAAAAGACCCGCCAGAAAGCCCAGGAACUGGCGGUGGCCAACCGCAACAAGCUUACGGCCGCCUUGCGGGACAAGACGGUGAGCAAAGAGGACAGGGCGGAAUUCGAGCGGCUUUGGGUUCUCUUCUCCACCUGCUUGGAGAUCCUGGAGACCGACAUGCGGCGCGCCCUGGAGCUGGGGCAGGAGUUUCCCCUCAACGUACCUAAAAAGCCGCUCAUCCAGACGGGGAUGAGCGGCGGCACCUCCGGGGUGGCCGCCCGGGCCAUGAGCGUCCAGAACAUGAAAUACGAGGCGGACAACAACAUCGACGUGGUGGAUUUGAAGGACCUGGAGAACGAGAUCAACCAAGUAGGGGAGAUGAUGUACGAGAUGGAGAUGAAAGUCAGCGUCCCGCAAUGGACGGUGGAGGCCAAGCAGGACCCUGGGGCGGAGCUCAAGUCCACAAUCAGCGUGGGCGCCUCCUCCAUCGGCAUGAUCGAGGUGGAGGAGAGCAAGGCCUUUUGCGAUAUCAGCAAAGUGCUGGCCGGCAUCAUCUUCACUGCCGUCCUUCUCAUCGCCAUCAUCCUGGCUGUGUGUGUGGCAAAGCUCUCCUAAGGUGGGGGAUGCCAGGUCCAGGAGAAGAGUUGGGCUUUUCUUGAUAAGGGAGAAAAAGGAAAGGCGUUUGUCCCCCCCAGAUUAUGGUUUUCCAAGUAAAGGGGUGGAGGGAGGUGGAGAGUAUGGGAUGGGCUCCCUGUGCCGGAAUGAGGGGCAGGGGAUGUGUUCUGUUCAAGUCCUAAGCCUGAGGAUUUGUGCGAUAUUCUAGCUUUAAAGAACAGUCCAUCUAAGGUACGUGGCAGCAUUACAACUCCCAGCCAUAGUAGGGAUUUGUUCGCUAUUUAUAGAAGAUUAUUCUCAGUAAGCAGAAAAAAAAGUAUUGUUUGUGACUAGGUUCUAUUGUUGGUCUAUGUUUACAAACUGAUUACAAAUUGCACAUGAUUUGGAGAUGGGAAUUAAUUCAGUGGCAAAAUGGAGACACCUAUAAAUUUACAUAUAAUUUCCUACAAACAUAAAUGAUGUUGUGGUCCUGAGCUCAGGAUUUGUUUUCUCUCUCUAAAAGAAGUAUGCUUUUAGCCCUGUGUGCUAAGCCUGAUAGUAUUUUUUUUUGUGGAAGGGGGAAUUUAGGACCAAAUGGUUUAAGAGACCUGAACUUCUUUUGUUGUAUAGGAUCUAAUUGCACUUUGGCACAGCGUACACUGUGAAAGGCAAUCCAAAUCUGCAGGAGAAAGAUUAAGCACCAUUUACAGAGACCUUAAGAAGCUCUGUGUUCAAUUCACUGUUGCAUAACAUAUUCUACCACUUAUAGUUUGCUGUGGGGUAGGACCAGUUCAGCUGCUUUGUCUACUGUCAGUCAAGUUUAAAUGCUACACUGCCUGUUCAGACCAAAUCUUCCAGAAAGGAUGCUGCAUUAUACCCCCCUUAUAUAUAUUUAUAAUUAUACAGCAUAUGCGCACACAUGCUGCAUUAUAUUUAAUGCAUAUAUCACAUACUCACAGUAGGAUUUCCUUCCUAGUAGGUGCAUUCAUUGCUUUGAAAUCAUGUAUGGAUACACAUACCUGAGCUGGGAGCAAGUCCCAGUGGAUUCAGGAUUUAAUUCUGAGUAAAUAAGAUUGCACUGCACAACUCCUCUGGGGCUUUAUGGUUUGUGCGUGGAAGCUGAACAGUGGUGUUUCUAAAACAGUGAAGCUAGAGUGCAGCAAGAUCCCAAGUAUGUUUACUCAGAAGUAAACUCUACUGAGUUAAAUAAGACUUUCUCUCUGGUAAGUGGGCUUAGAAUUGAAGCUUUAAAUGCAGGCUCUGGCUAUAAUCCUGAGCAUACUUAUAAAGAAGAUUCCAUUUAUUUCAGUGGGACUUUCAUAUAAUGUGUUUCAGAUUUGGGGUGUCAAUGUCGCCUAAAAACAAGUCACUAUCACUGAUUUUUUUAAUGCUGUAACAGGACGUUAAAACCUAUGAAUCUGCCUUGUGCAAAGUCAGACCAUUAGUUCAUCUAACACAGCAUUAUGCUUCUUUGCUCACUGGCAGUGGUUCUCCAGGGUUUCAGACAGGGGUCUUUCCCAGGCUUACCUGGAGAUUCCAGAGAACCCUUUCCUGUGCUUGAUCUCCGCUCUGAUUCUAUGGUGCAAAGAAGAGGCAUGAUCUCACGUUGACAGUCUGAAGUUUACACAUGUACAUCUCCUAUUACUGUUAAUGAGAUUUACAUAUGUACCUGCCAGAGCCAAGAAGAUUAGUAUCAAUCUUAUAAUCCUGACAUACCCAAGACCUGGCACAAAUGUGACUUGGAUGGCAGCAUUUGAGCACAGGGCUGUCGGAGCUAGACAGUGGAGCUAAACAUUAUGUAAAAGAGGGCAUUGCUCCUCUUUUAAGCUGUCUGUGGAACAGUAUCUUUAAAGGGGAUGCAUGAAGCAUUCCUGUGCAAACAAGGCCCUAUCUGAAAUGGCUUUUAAAGCAGCAUUUCAUUUCAGUCACAGUGGAUUGUCAAGAACAGUAUACUCAACAUGCAGUUCCACUCAUUCAAACUACAAAGGUGUUACUGAACAUUUCUAACCACUUUAGCAGCAAUUAGCAGUUCCAGGCAACAAAGUUAAGCAACUGAAAGUGUGGUCCCAUCCCUGUCUACUUAGCAGUAAGUGAGACUAACUUCUGAAUAAACAUGCUUAGGACUGUAUUGCUCAUGUGCACAAAACAUGCUUCUCUACUUGCCCCUUGAAUUAACUGAGUUAAUUGAAGCGGUAAGAAGAUUUACAGGUCAAGCUUCAACCUCUUCAAACUUUUAAGUGCACAAGUCGGUGAAAACAUUAAUCUGAACCCUUGGGUGUAACAAACCCAUGAGUUACAAUUGUCCAGUGUUAGAUUUCCUAGCAAUGGUGAUAUGUGUUUUGGAUUGGCAUUGUGAUAGAGUGAUAUACUUUGCAUGAUAGGAUGCCCUAAGUUACUUUACAUGAGUUCCUAAAGAGCUACUUCCACUUUCUCUAUACCAGUGAUGGUGAACCUUUUUCAGCCCAAAGUUCACAUUCCCUUCUGGGCAACUUUCUGGGGAGGAUGUCUGGCCUCAGGAGAGUUCCAGUGGCUGAAAAGAGAGAGCUUGGGAGCACAUUCGGGGCCCAGACCUGAGACCCCUGCUCUAGACAGGACUGAUUUAUAUGGUCUGACACUAUGGGCUAGCUCAUUACAUUUAAAUCAAAUGGCUAACUCAAGAGCAUCCACCCACCCAGCAACUGCUACAGGGCUAACAAGAAUAUAUUGUAUGAUUACUAAGAAGCAGGCAGCAGAAUCUUAUACCCUGACCCUAAGUCACUUGGGCUAAGAGCACGAGUCUGCUAUUGACAAAUCUGUUAAGUUUUAUUAAUAGAGCUAUCCUGAAUGUAAUACUUGGAAUUAGGUCCCAUUAAUUUCAAAGGAUCUUCCAUAUGGCAUGUUUAGGAUUAGUAUGCUUGUCUCAUUAAUGUCCUUGCAAACUGGAUACAUGCAGCCCAGUUCUCUGUAUAUUUACAUGGAAGGUCAUGAUGGACUCAAUGGAUGUCGGCAAACCUAAAAACACUUGAAAGCUAGUCAACAUUGGGAUAAGUGGGACCUACCUGCAAUAGGAUCAGGCUGCACAGCUGCAAUGCUUUUUGUACUUACUUGGAAGUAAAGUCCCAUUGAGCAUAGCUGGACUUUAACUUCUGAGCUAACAUGCAUAGGAGGCGGGGCUGCCAGUGAAAACCUAUAGGUUCUGCCUUCACAAGCAUAUACUUACCGUAGGUAUGUACCUAGCAAAUCUAUUAAGACUAAUGAUUUACUGACCAUUCUUGAACUCUAUGUGAUGCCUACAUCAUACAGUACCCACAUUAGUUUCCUUAGAAUUUUAAGUUUACACUUAUUUACCAGUACAGUACUUGUAAGCCAAAACUUAAAAUUCUCUGCAUACAGGUAGACCAUAUUUCAGAUCAAAUAUACUCAAGACAGACUUCUGUCCUACAGGGAUUUUAUGGAAAAGAAUGCCCUGUAAGUAUGCACAAAAUGAGAACCUAAUUCCAUAACUUGCUUCUCUUUAGGAAUGAACCAUUAAUCUUCCUAAAUAUGUUAUUUGAGUAAACUGGCUCAGGCUACCCAUUAACAGCAGUCUUGUUAGUGAAAUUUGUGCUGCAUGUUUGCAGGCAGCACUGGACAGCAGGCCGUCAAACAAGUCUUGGUUCUGUAGAGGUUGCAACCAGGCAAGACUUCAAACCAUGUUAACACAUAAAUAAAUCCUCCUGUGUUCAAUAAGCAAGACAGCAGCCUUAAUUACUCAAGGUAUCAAAAGUGUUUUGAUAUUUGAUUGUAAAUAUGUGUUUAGUCCAAAAAUGGAAUUGAGAGGUGGAAUUUGGAUUUUAUGUAUUUGAGAUGACAAUGAUGUCAAAAUUGUGUACUCAUAUUGGUGCUAAAGUACCUCUGCAUAUGUAGAUAGACUCAAACUGCUGCUAUUGAUCCCGUGUUUUGACCACUGUUUCACUUCAAACAUUGUUCAUGAGAGGUAGUGAUGGCUGUCUUCACUGCUACAAGGGCUAGACCUUUUUCUUCAGUGUGGUUCACACACCUUGCACUUAAAGCUGGUCUGCAAAUGGCAGCAUUAAACUUCAGAGUGGGGGGUGCAUCGUUGGAUUGCAGCUAGCAGUAUUUUAAUCAGAAACAGAUUGUAUAUUCUUUGCACACCAAGGGUUGUAUUUUUUUCUGGAACAAACAGGAAAUCCAGAUGCAUUAACUUUUUUUAGUUCCAACUUGGGUGCAGUCUUUUCUCUAUCCAUUUUUGUAAAAGUGUCAGGUUUAUGAGAUGUAAAUCUAUUAUGCGGACAUACAAGAUUUGUUUUCCAAAUGAUCUAAGACACAGGAUUGCCACUAUCUAAUUACCUAAUGGGUCCACCAUUAAUCUUCCAUGUACGCCCAGUGUAAUCACAUGCGCAAUGUGACCUAGGCACAGCUGCCUGUCGCAUGGUUUACUAAGCUGACCAGAUGCAAAGGAGGUCAAGACUCUCAUACCUUUAAAUAGUGAUAUGGAAGAAGACAUGUUGACAGGUUUAGCUUGCUAGGUAGAAAUCAAUGGAAUAAAAUAUAACAGCUAAAAUUCUAUGGAAGUGUGAAAGAUAUGAGACACUGGAAGAACUUUCUGACAGUAAGAGCUGUUCAACAGUGGAAUGGACUCCCUUGGAAGAUUGCAGGCUCUCCUUUCUUAGAGGUUAAUUAAGCAGGGGCUGGAUGGUCAUCUGUCAUGGAUGCUUUAGUUGAGAUUCCUGCAUUGCAUGGGGUUGGAGUGGAUGAGCAUUGGGGUACCUUCUACAGUGCAAUUCUAUUAUUCUGUGGUUAAACGACUUGGAUGAAGGAAUUGAGGGUAUGCUCAUUAAAUUUGCGGAUGACACCAAACUGGAAGGGGUAGCUAAUGCCACAGAAGACAGAAUUGGGAUUAAAGCUGAUUUUAACAGAUUAGAGAACUGGGCCCAAACAAACAAAAUGAAUUUCAAUAGGGACAAAUGUAAGGUUCUACACUUGGGCAAGAAGAACCAACUCCACAAAUAUAAGAUGGAGGGACACCUGGCUU
Zootoca vivipara (common lizard) is the source of this 5765-nucleotide messenger RNA. NCBI's taxonomy places the organism in Eukaryota, Metazoa, Chordata, Lepidosauria, Squamata, Lacertidae. The record is from RefSeq and is a predicted model, not a curated record.